Molecule: messenger RNA, 1875 nt
Organism: Vicia villosa (hairy vetch)
Lineage: Eukaryota; Viridiplantae; Streptophyta; Magnoliopsida; Fabales; Fabaceae
Exons: 1
Coding region: 1-1875 (624 amino acids)
Source: RefSeq, a predicted model, not a curated record
AUGGUUUGUGCUGAUGGUCUAAAGAUCAAGAAAUCUCAAACACCACAUGCAAGAAGACCCAAGGAAUCUGUUCAAACUAAGGACGCUAAUCCUUCCGUGUCUACUUCUCGUGCAAACUUACCCAAGGAGGGAUCAAAGUAUGUUCACGAAGCCAUUACCAAACUUGUUACUCGUAUCUUGUAUGAACAACAUCAGGUCCCUGGGAUAUCCGUUCCUCUACAAACUUUGAUUCCUGAACCCGCUGCUGUAACUAGGGCAAACAUCAUAGGGAAGUCCUCUAAUGAUGAUGAUGUCCACAUUGUUGAUGAUGAUGUACACACUCCUGAUGGUGAUGUACAAAUGAUUAAGGAGGAAGAGAGUAAUGAUGAUGUUCAUAAAGACAAUGAUAAUGAAGAUGUCACUGAGGAUGUCAAUGAUAUUGGGAAUACUGGUGUUGAUGCUGGUACAGGUACUGCUACAAGUACAGGCUCACAUGUUGUGGACCUUGAUGACUAUUCUGAUAAUGAUCUGGUAGCUUAUGUAAACCCUGGCAUAGCCAAGAGGCUCAUGACUAGGAGGAAAGGUAAGGUUGUUGUACAAAGUUCUCCUAAGAAAAAGGUUGCUUCUAAAAGUCCCUCUGCUGACUAUAUCAGGAAGAAGAGUACCUCUACAGGUCCCAUAAAGAGCAAAGCUGUAUCUCAGAGUGUUUCUGUUGGCCCUACCAAAUCUUGGAGUAAAGUUAUUCCCAAGAAAAGGAAGGCUCAAGCUAUUGUUGACUCUGACUCUAAUGUUGAUGUUGAUGUUCAAGAUAUUCCACUAAGGAAGAAACCAACAACUAGCAAGCUGGCUGCUAGUGUUCCUGAGGUACCCAUUGAUAAUAUCUCCUUUCAUUAUCCUUCCAGUGUCAAUAGGUGGAAAUAUGUUCACCACAAGAGGCUAGCUUUGGAAAGGGAUUUGACUCAGAAUGUCCUUGAGAAUAAAGAGAUCAUGGACCUGAUUCAUGAAGCUGGACUAUUGAAAAUUGUUGUUCAUUUUCCUACGUGCUAUGAAAUGCUGGUUAAAGAGUUCAUUGUAAAUCUAUCAGAAGACUACUCUGAUAGAAAAUCAAAGGAUUUUAGGAAAGUAUAUGUGAGAGGAAAGUGUGUUACAUUCUCCUCAACCGUUAUCAACAAUUUUCUUGGAAGAUCUGAUGAAGCCCAACCUGAGCUGGAAGUGACUGACAACAAAAUAUGUGAGGUUAUCACUGCUAAGCAGGUGAAAGCAUGGCCCCUGAAAGGAAAACUUUCUGCAAGCAAGCUCAACAUAAAGUAUGCAAUGUUACACAAGAUUGGAGCUUCUAACUGGAUGCCCACGAACCAUAAGUCAACUAUUGCUAUUGUGCUGGGAAAGUUUAUAUAUGUUGUUGGAACCAAGACAAAGUUUGACUAUGGUACUUACAUAUUUGAUCAGACAAUGAAGCAUGCCGGGAGUUAUAGUGUGAAGGGUCCUAUUGCCUUCCCAUCUAUCAUAUGUGGUAUAAUUAUGAAUCAGUACCCUAAUAUCCUAAGUGAAAAUGAUGAUUUUUGCAAGAGAAAAAGUGCUUUAUCAUUUCACUACAAACUGUUUCAAGGAACACAUGUUCCUGAUACUAUUACAACAUCGGCUGGAACAUCCAAAGACAGCACAUCUACAGGUAAAGUUGCUGUGAUAGCAAUGCUCAGAGAAACAUGCAAGGAGCUGGAGUCCAGAAAGAUGACUCUUGAAAAAUUAAUCAGCUCUCUUAAAAUGGAAGAAGGUGCUGAGUUUGUUGAGAAUGAAGCAGGUCCUGAAGAAGAUGAAGACGAAGAGGCCAGUCAAGAUGAUGGCACAAAAGAAGAAGAUGGUGUUGGCUCCAGUAGCUCUGAGUCUGAGGACUAG